This is a messenger RNA of Durio zibethinus, 2001 nucleotides long. RefSeq names its product cytochrome P450 CYP82D47-like. The record is from RefSeq and is a predicted model, not a curated record. Gene Ontology annotation, molecular function: monooxygenase activity; oxidoreductase activity, acting on paired donors, with incorporation or reduction of molecular oxygen; heme binding. NCBI's taxonomy places the organism in Eukaryota, Viridiplantae, Streptophyta, Magnoliopsida, Malvales, Malvaceae.
CUCUAUACACUUACUAAUUGAAUCUGUAAUGGAUCUUCUUGAUCUCUCAAAUUUUAGUUAUGUAGUACUGUUAGCCAUUACAGUAUUGUUUUUAUACAAAAAACUCAAAAGGUCUAGUAAUGGCAAAGCUGCACCCGAAGCAGGAGGUGCAUGGCCAAUAAUUGGUCACCUCCCAAUGUUAGGGGGACCAUUGGCCGCUCAUGUAACAUUGGGAAACCUGGUUGAUAAACAUGGACCUGUCUACACGAUCCGGCUAGGUGUUCAUGAAGCCUUGGUGGUGAAUUCAAGCGACGUAGCCAAGGAAAUAUUUACCACCAAUGAUAUGGCUGUUUCGUCUCGUUCCAAAAUGGCAGCAGCAGAACACUUGGGCUACAACUACGCCAUGUUUGGGUUUUCUCCUUAUGGACAAUACUGGCGUGAAAUGCGCAAAAUAACAAUGUUGGAGGUGCUUUCAAAUCACAGGAUCGAUCAGCUCAAGAAAGUUUUUUUCUCGGAAAUAGAAGGCGCAGUGAAAGAUCUGUACAAGUUUUGGGAUCACGAAAAGGACGACUCUGGACAGGUCUUCGUUGAGAUGAAGAAACGGUUUUCGGACUUGACUUUGAACGUUAUUCUUAGGACGGUUGCUGGGAAGAGGUACUCUGGUGUUGCGAAGGAAGACCAGAAAGUGGUGACACGAUACCGAAAGGCGUUAAGGGAUUUCUUCUACUUGACAGGCAUAUUUGUGUUGGGGGAUGCAGUUCCUUUUCUCCGAUGCCUGGAUUUGGGUGGCUAUGAAAAGUGGAUGAAGAAAACUGCGAAAGAGUUGGACAAUAUUGCUGGGGGGUGGUUAGACGACCAUAGGAGGAACGGACGUUGGGAAGAAACUAAAAAAGAGAAGGAUUUCAUGGAUGUGAUGAACUCUGCUCUUAAAGGUUCAGAUCUUGCAGGUUAUGAUGCUGAUACCAUCAACAAAGCCACUUCCUUGAAUAUGAUUUUAGCAGGCAGUGACACUACAACAGUUACCUUAAUAUGGGCACUUUCGCUAUUGUUAAACAAUCCUCAUUUACUUAAAAAGGCUCAAGAAGAACUAGACAUCCAUGUAGGCAAGGACAGAUUCGUGCAAGAAUCUGACAUCAGCAAAUUGGUGUUCAUUCAAGCCGUAAUCAAAGAGACAUUAAGAAUGUAUCCUCCCGCACCUCUCUCAGCACCCCGUGAGCUAAGUGAAAGCUGCUCUAUUGGCGGCUAUGAAGUCCCCGCAGGCACUCGGCUGAUCGUGAACCUUCACAGGAUCCAAAGAGACCCUAAAAUAUGGUCUGAACCAUCAGAAUUCAAGCCAGAGAGGUUCCUUACCACCCACAAAGAUAUUGAUGUCAGGGGUCAACACUUUGAACUGAUGCCCUUUGGCAGUGGUAGGAGAAGCUGUCCUGGAACAUCUUUUGCACUCCACAUGCUGUACUUGACACUGUCUAAUUUCUUGCAUGCUUUCAAAUUCUCUACCCCAUCCAAUGGUUUGAUUGACAUGAGUGGCACAGUCGGAUUGACCAACAUGAAAUCUACCCCAGUUGAAGCACUUGUCUCACCACGCCUUGCUGCUGAGCUUUAUAAACCAUAAAUGCGGGUGAAGAUUGCAUGAAUAAAGGAUGAAGAACAGGAAGAGUCAGCAUUUUGUUCUCGGAUGUUAGUAGUUGUUUUAUUAUUGGGGCAUUUGCCUCUGUUACUUACAACCCCCAUCUUCGACAGUAAUAAUAGUAAAAUGAAUAAAUAAAAGAAUUACUGUUUUUAUUUAUUAUCAGGUACCUUCAAGUCAAAAUAGUAUCAACUUUCAUUAAGUCCCCAACUUUGGAAAAAUCCAACAUGAGAGCAGGCCUAAGAAAAUGUGGGCAAUCUUCAAUCCAAUACAAAUAUAGUUAUAUCUUCAAUCCAAUACGAAUAUAGUUAUAUUUGGCAAAGAUUAUGUGCAGCCUUCUUUGAACAUAUUGUACCCUACAUGACUAGGAAGCCAUGCAUUCUGCUUUUUCCAUU